Molecule: messenger RNA, 1305 nt
Organism: Seminavis robusta
Lineage: Eukaryota; Bacillariophyta; Bacillariophyceae; Naviculales; Naviculaceae
Source: the annotation of a GenBank genome assembly
AUGGCAACGACACCAACGACUGCUCGAGGAUGGACUUCACUGUUGAAAUUUGGCCACGAUUCCAGAUGCGGUUUGACACCGCAAAAACGGAGAGCCAGCGUCAUUGGUUGCUUGCUUUUCGGCACCACUUGCUGCUAUCUUGGAUCCGAGCGCAUUUCGAAAAUACCUCCUGACUCUGUAGCCAGAAGACAAUCCACAAGGAUCAUCGCUAAUUCCAACGGUGCCGGUAUCAGUUCUACCAAGCUUCCUGCCGGACUGCUCCCGACACCUCUCUUUUCGGAACACUUCAUCCAGCUUGACCAUGAGAACGACAACGACCAUGUCAAUGCCACCCUUCCACCACUGGAUACGCUCGUCUCAAGAUCUAUAUCCACCAACCCUGCACAAAUUGUCAAGAAUGUCGACUUUCUCUUGGACUUUGCCAUUGUGGGCUUUGCCAAUAAUCAAGAUGAUUCCAGUGCUACCACGACCACUACAACUCUCCCCAAACUCAUUCGACCACCCAGGCAUGAACCGCUGUGGCUCCGAGAUCAAAAACCGGCCAAGGCAGUGAGUGUCCUUUACCGUUAUGCUCAAGCCGAACAAAAGCAACGACAAGAACGACUGCUCUUGCCACACCAAAAGGCACUCAAGGGAUACAAGAAUCCCAGUGAUAUCCAGUACGCGAUCUACUCUCCAAGAAUUGGCCCCACGCCAAACUCAUUUGUCACAGUACGGCAUCCCGUGCAAUGGAUUGCCUCCAUUUACAAUUACUGCUACUACAUGAUUGAAAAGUCGGGACGGUUUCAUGAGAAGUUGAUCGCAUCCGAUCUGCUCUCGGCACCACGGGAUGGCAUCCUCGCAUGCCCCAUCGGGUCUUUUUCAUGGAAACACGACAAUUGGUCCGAGUCAAAGAAUAAUACGACCCGAUUGCAACAAUUUGUGCAAGAUUUGGAAGAUUACCUGGGAUUGCCACGCCACUAUUUGGAUCCCCGACCACUGCAUACUAUCCGACCCUAUUCGCAAGACAUUACCACCAACCUGGACGACUAUCGCAUGGAUAUCUGUGCCCCACAAUGGGCCCCCGUCUUGGACGAAAUGACGAAGAUUUUCACGGGUGGCAUCACCUUGGUUGCGACGGUACUUGAUCAAGAGCCCGGAUGUUGUAGGUCGUCUCCCGAGUAUUUGGAACAAUUGUUGAAAGAUUGGAUGAUCAAUCCAUGUGACAAAAAUGUGCCGAAUAACAAUGAUGAGAGACAAAAGAAAAAAUGCCAUUCUAGCCAAGAGGAAGCUGCGGGAGAAAUCCCCGGGUCCUUGAUUUUCUAA